GGCAUACACCUGUAUAAAAGCUCCUCGAUUGUCAGAAUUUGCAAAACAAUGGCUGAUAUCGAAAGUGAAGAGGUGAAGAACCUUCAAAUUGAAUUUGAAUGGGUAAUGAGGGAUGAAGUUCACUCGAUAUUAAGAAAGUUAAGGGAAAUAUUAGUGGAAUGUGCUCGUCGUUUUCCUGUACCACUGUACGAUAAUGAGGGUAAACGUACAGAAAAAUUCCAUUUAGUAGCUGCCCAGGAACAAUUGAAAUGUUCUGUUACUUUGACGGGUGAUAGUAUUACACAAGCGGACAUUAGUUUCAAGUUAAAACGUUCCUCCAGCCAAGUUCAACGUACUGCUAUUACUUCAGAUGCCCCCUGGAAAUUGCAACAAGUUCAAGACGCUGCCAAUCAUUUACAACAGGCCAUCAAUCACAUCGAUAAUGUCGACGAGAAUUAUAAAUUUCGAUCAUCGGAGGAAGUUUUACAAAUAAUAACCGAACUAAUAGGAGCAUUACAACGCGGUCGUACUAGUCUCAUAAUACCAAAGAAAAAAUCUAUAGAUGAUUUAAUGAAGGGUAGAAAUAUGAAAUCCUUAACGCCCAAUCUACCAGAAGAUCAAGCAAUAUCGUUUUUCUUACAAUGUCACAAAUUGAUCAUAGCAGUCUAUCAAUUGCUAAAUGUCCAGGGUACUAUGAAAAUGGAAGCAACACAGGCUGAAUGUUCGGUAGGUUGGCUUAAUGAUGUUUUAGUAUUAUUUACCGUAGGUUUGACUUUGUGUCAACAGCUCAAAGAUAAAAUGAAUGCAUUUAAAAUGGAUACCAUAAGUUAGUAAAAUUUGUACUUACAAAAAUGCAUAAUACGUAUUUUCAAAAACAAACCAACAUACAUACAAAAACCCCCCUUUAUUUC
Calliphora vicina (urban bluebottle blowfly) is the source of this 890-nucleotide messenger RNA. RefSeq names its product protein rogdi-like. The coding region runs from base 49 to 810 and encodes 253 amino acids. Gene Ontology annotation, cellular component: RAVE complex. Lineage: Eukaryota; Metazoa; Arthropoda; Insecta; Diptera; Calliphoridae. The record is from RefSeq and is a predicted model, not a curated record. The transcript is spliced from 6 exons.